Messenger RNA from Oreochromis aureus, 838 nucleotides. Its product is annotated as retinal cone rhodopsin-sensitive cGMP 3',5'-cyclic phosphodiesterase subunit gamma-like. Gene Ontology annotation, biological process: visual perception; positive regulation of G protein-coupled receptor signaling pathway; positive regulation of epidermal growth factor receptor signaling pathway. The transcript has 3 exons. NCBI's taxonomy places the organism in Eukaryota, Metazoa, Chordata, Actinopteri, Cichliformes, Cichlidae. Gene Ontology annotation, molecular function: cGMP binding; 3',5'-cyclic-nucleotide phosphodiesterase activity. Bases 60 to 281 code for a protein of 73 amino acids. Gene Ontology annotation, cellular component: photoreceptor outer segment membrane. The record is from RefSeq and is a predicted model, not a curated record.
CGACCAGAGAGGCGUAAUCCAGAAGCUGCCCGUGCUACUGCAACAACAGAUCAUAAAAGAUGGCAGACGCACCUGCACCCGCUGACAAGAAGGCACCUCCCAAGUUCAAACAGAGGACAGCCCGUACCUUCAAGAGCAAGGCCCCUAAACCAGGCCAGAAGGGAUUCGGAGACGACAUCCCCGGCAUGGAGGGUCUCGGUACAGACUUCACAGUGGUCUGCCCAUGGGAAGCCUUUGGGGACAUGGAGCUCAGCGACCUGGCGAAAUAUGGAAUUGUUUAGAAACCCUCCCGUGCCCUUACCCCAAUUAUAAACCUCCCUGCAAUAAUUUUCCUCCACUCAGUCCUCUUAUCUUUCACCCUCCCCAAAUCCCUGACUUGAAGUUUAUCGUGGUUGUUACACCCAUACGUAGUUUGGGAAAAAUUACACAAAAACUGAUCAGCUUCUAUCCUCAAGGUUGAUCCAAUUAUGUGUCAAAGCUAUCAUAUAUUACAUUAAUUAGCUCUAUAUACAUUUAUUUAUUUAUAUAUGCUUCACUGAGGUGUCCGUGUGUCAACCUGCUCCUCCACACUCCCUCCUUUGUACUUAGUGCUGGUUUGUUUGUUCUGAGAGACCAUUCAGAUAUGUUGAAAGCAAGUUUCCUCACAGCUGCAUCAUCACGAAACCUUCUCUCUUCUGCCUUUUCUGCUCCGCCCCUCCUCCACCUCUUUGGAGCUAUUUUUUCUUAAUGUACAGAUGAUGAUGAAUAUAUAAAUAUAUAUAUUUUUAUUUUUAUGAAAUAUGAAUGUAAAGUUGUGCAUGCUAUUAAUGUAGGAAUGGAAGUUAUGUCAAUAAAUACU